Molecule: messenger RNA, 588 nt
Organism: Caenorhabditis angaria
Lineage: Eukaryota; Metazoa; Nematoda; Chromadorea; Rhabditida; Rhabditidae
Source: the annotation of a GenBank genome assembly
AUGAGAUCUACACUUAUUUUCCUAAUCUUUGUGAACAUUUUAAAUUGUUCUAUUAUUGUUCCGAAAAUUCGAAUCACAUGUAAUCAAGAAAAUGUGGCUUUUGCUAGAGUUUUUAUUUAUGAGCACGAUGAAAAUGACGAGGAUGGUAAGCAUUUUUUUAUUUAUUUAUUUAUUAUUUUUUUCAUCAAAACUUUUAAUUGGAGCUAGAAAUAAUUUAUUCCACGUUCAAAGAUCAUUUUGCAAAAUAAGUUGAACCUACUAAUGAAAAAUAGAAAAGAGCAAAAAAACAACAAAUAAUUGAAGGUUUUGAUUUCAGUACUUCCUGCCGAAAAAACAUUUUCGAAAACAAAUUCUGAAGGAAUUAUCGAAACUGAUGUUUUGAAACAUAUCAAUUCAAAUCAUAUUCAUUUGAAAAUCCGCGACACGUGUCAAUUGGAAAAUGAAAUCGAAAAUAUUCGAUGCAACAUUCCCUACAACGAAUAUUUUGUGCCUUUGAGAUUGUUCCAUACGAAAGAUGGGAGAAAUGAGAUUUUGCUGAAUUUGGCGGACAAGAAAUAUGAGCAAUAUCGAAUUAUUAGAUGUUUGUGA